AUGGCGCAGCUGCUUGCAGAGCGUCCGCAGCCGAAGACCAUGGAGGAGGCCAUGGCGGAGGCCUUGGAGGUGACGCGAUUGCUGCAGGCCAUGAAUGGGAAAAUCCCGGAGGAGGAGGAGCCUGCAGGCCUUUAUGAGGCCGGUGACAUCGUGGUGAUGGGGCAAGGCGAGUAUCGCAUGGAUUAUGCCGUGGUCACAGAGGUGGAGGAGAAGCACCUCACCGUCAUGGUGCUCAAGGAUGACCGGCGCACCGUGGCCGCCCAGUCCUGGCCAUAUAAGUCGGACGUGACUUUGGAGUCCAGGGCUGGGCGGCUUGGCAAAAAGGUUGCUAUCUCGCAGUGGAACUGUGGGAAGCAUGCCGGGCGCCGUGGGCAGGUCGCACUGGAUGCGCGCCACAAGGAAUUUCCGCUCUUCGUUCAGAGGGGCAAGGACGUGGAGCUCGUGGUCAACGUCGAGUUCUCCGCAAGUGAGUCUGUGCAUUUCGCGGUCGAAGACCUCGUAGAGCUUCGAGAGGCUGCAUGA
Molecule: messenger RNA, 522 nt
Organism: Symbiodinium sp. CCMP2592
Lineage: Eukaryota; Dinophyceae; Suessiales; Symbiodiniaceae
Source: the annotation of a GenBank genome assembly